CAAGUCUAAAGUCUUCAGCAUAAUUUGUACAAAGUUUGAUAAAAAAAACCCGAAACCAUAUAAACAAAUCAUUAAAAAUGGCAUUUCUUACACAUCAACUAUUAACAACAAAUAAAUGGUUAAUAACAUUCACAGUUCUUUGCGCCCUAAUCAAAUUUACCCAAGCCGACAAUUGUUUUCCAUCACGUUCUAUAUACUGUUACGAGUGUGAUUCCUGGACUGAUGCUAGAUGUAAGGAUCCCUUUAACUAUACGGCAUUGCCAAGAGAUCAACCACCCUUGAAGAAAUGUUAUGGUUGCUGUGUUAAAAUGGUGCGACACUCAAAAUCACUUUAUGAAGUUGUUCGGCGUAUGUGUACGUCACAAUUACAAAUAAAUUUAUUUAUGGUCGAUCAUGUGUGCAUGAUGGAAAGUUCAGGCAAUGGACAUAUGUGCUUUUGUGAGGAAGAUAUGUGCAAUUCUAGUAAAAAUUUAUACACUUCAUCCAACAUACCAUACAUAGUAGUUACAUUACUAACCAUAUUGGUAGUGCUAAAUACACGUCUAUUACAUUCAAUAUCUGCAUCUGCAUCUUCAUCAGCAUCUUCUACUAUAACAUCUAUUUUGAAUUCUGUAACAUUUAGAUAAAUACUCGAAUCUUUCACUUACAUAGACAAACAACACACACACACACACAGUUACACACUCAUAGAUAUUAUCUACUUUUACUUUAUCUCAUAUAUAUUUAAAACAAAAAAAAAACUAUUUCGUCUCGUAUUUCGUAGAGUUUGUAUUGCUACUAAAGACAUGUUUGAAACAACAACAAAACAAAACUUUACUACUCUUUGAUUUUUAAUAUAAUUUAAUUAUUACAAUUACUUUUUGUUAUGUAAAACUUUUUCUAUAUUUAAUAUUAAAUUUCUUAAUUUUUUAAGUAGCCAUUGUUCUCUGCUUUAAACUGAAAAUGAUUUGUAAAAGGUUGUUAUUAUAAAUUUUUAAUUUUGUUUAAUUUUAUAUUGUUAUAAUUUUAAAAGUAUUUUUUUUUUUUAAUAAAUGUAUAAAAUUUUAGUUGACAUUUUGCAAAUUCUAGUGUAGUUGUAGUAAAUUUUUAAUUAUAGUAUUUAGUUUUCUAAUUUUAUUAAAAUAAUAUAUAUAACAUUUACAAAUUUAAAGAGAAAUAUCAAAUUGUUUAGUUUGGGAACUAGCCAGAUUUGACGGUUUAACAGUAAUCCGUGUGCAUAAUCAAAUUCUUCCUUAAAGCUGUAGAUCUAAGGAGUACUAGAACAAACCAAAUAUUAAAAAAGUCAAAGUGCUAUAUAGUUAUUAUUUCUAGGAUUUUAUAAAUCUAUUGCAGUUAAUGAAAACAUUUUCCAACUCUGACUUUUUUCGACUUAUUAACAAAGUCAACUUUUCUACAAGGUCAAUUUUUCGAUUUUUUUUUUUAACAUAAAGGUAGUAUUCAACUAUUUUCGACUAAAAGUCCAUUUAUUAUAAGAAUCUGUUUCAUCAAACAAUCGACUUUUUGUUGAAAAAAAGUCGACUACUUUUUGCCCUUUUAAAGUCGAUCUUACAAUACAAUAGAUUUGAAACUUGACUUGACUAUUUUGUGAACUAGUCUUUGUACUAGCCUAUUGACUAGUCUGAGGACUAGAAUCUGGACUACCCUGUGGAGUAGUCUAUUGAAAAGGGUGUGGAAAAGUCUAUUAACUAGUCUGUGGUAAAGUCUAUUGAAUAGUCUGUGGACUAGACUGGAAAAGUCUCUAGAUUCUGGCCUAAUCUAUGAACUAGACUUUGAAGUAGUCUAUUGAAUAGUGUGUGGAGAAGCUUAUUAACAAGUCUGUAGAGAAGUCUAUGGAAUGGUCUGCGGAGUAGUCUAUAGAAUGGACUGUGGAGUACUCUAUUAACAAGUCUGAGUAGUUGUCUGACUAUAGAUUAGACUGUGGACUAGAUUCUGGCCUACUAGCCUGUGGAGAACUCUAUGAAAUAGUAUACAGAGUAGUCUAGAGAAUAGUCUGAGUAGUUUUCUGACUAUAGACUAGUUAGUGGACUAGAUUCUGGCCUACUCUGUGGAGUAGUCUGUGGAGAACUCUAUGAAAUAGUAUACGGAGUAGUCUAGAGAAUAGUCUGAGUAGUUUUCUGACUAUAGACUAGUUAGUGGAAUAGAUUCUGGCCUACUCUGUGGAGUUGUCUGUGGAGAAGUAUAUAAAUUAGUAUACGGAGUAGUCUUUAGAAUAGUCUACGGAGUAGUAUAUAGAAUAGUCUGCGGAGUAGUCUAUAGAAUAGUCUGCGGAGUACUCUAUUAACUAAUCUAAGUAGUUUACUGAUUACAGACUAGUUUGUGGACUAGAAUCUGGACUAUUGAGUAGUGUGUGGAGUAGUUUAUUGACUAGUAUGUGGAGUAGUCUACUCUAUUAACUAGUCUUAGUAGUUUACUGACUGUAGACUAGUCUAUUGACUAGUUUCUGGACUAGAUCCUGUACUACUCUGUGGAGUAGUCUAUUGACAAGUCUGUGAAGUUGUCCUUUGAAUAGUCUGUAGAGAAGAUUAUUAAAUAGUCUGUGAAAAGCUCUAUUGACUGAUCUGCGGAGUAGUCCAUUGAGUAGUCUGUGGAAUAGUCUAUAGGCUAGUCUGUAGAGCAGUCUAUAGACUAACCUGUGGAGUAGUCUAUUGAGUAGUCUGUGGACUAGUCUAUAGGCUAGUCUAUAGAGCAUUCUAUAGACUAACCUGUGGAGUAGUCUAUAGACUAGUUUAUUCAAAAGUCUAUUGAGUAGUCUGUGGAGAAGUCCACUGACUAGUCUGUGGAGAUGUCUAUUAACUAGUCUGUGGAGAAGUAUAUUAAAUAGUCUUUUAAGAAGUCUAUAGACUAGUCUAUUGACUAGCCUGUGAAACAGUCUAUAGCCUAGCCUGUGAAGUACUCUAUUAUAGACUAGUAUAUCAAAAAGUCCAUUGAGUAGUCUGUGGACUAACCUAUUGACUAGUCCCUUAAUUAGUAUGACUACAAAACAUUUUCUAACGAAGCAAAAUACUGAAUAACUCCACUUUAGAUCGGAAUAGGAUUCUAUGACAGGGAUACUCACAGCAAUGAGUUCAACAACCUUCCUUUGAAGCAUUGAAAUUUGUUUCUAAAAAAUGUCGGCUUUUAGUAAACAUCCAUGCGGAGUAGAUAUGGGUUCUGUCAAAAAUCAGGAUCCAAGGAUUUUAUUUAAAAUUUUCGACUUAUUUUUUAUUUGAAAACAAUAAACUUUCUACAUAAAGCACUUUGAUUUAUAAAAAAAAUAUAUAUUGAAAUAUUUUUCUUCAAAAUGGCGGCUUACCACAAUAACACAGUAUCAUUAAGAUUUUUGAUUCAAAAUAUUAAUAAAAUUAUGAUUAUAUUUCUAAAUUUAUUUCAAAACUUAUGUUUAAAACUUGUUUGAAAAAAACACCAAAAACUUCUAUAAAAAGAAGCCAAUAAUUGGGCUAGUCCAAUGUCUAAAUUAAGAGCUAAACUUCGAAAUUCGAAUAAAAAUUGACUUAAAAAUGUUUAUUUAGAAAAAAUGCUUUAAAAGUUUUUUGCAUGUAGUUAAAUUAAUUAGAUUUUAUUUUAAUAAAAAGCAUGUUUAGGAAUAGAAUUUCAGAAAAAAUAUUGUUGAUUGGUUUUUAAGGCUUUAAAAGAAAUUGUAAUAAUUGCUCAUUAGAAAAAGAAAACAUUUACACCAUUUCCAUGAUAUGGUUUUAGGAAAACUUUAUAAUUUUGUUUUAGUUUAUUUAAAUAAUUUUAAAUUUUAAACUGUUUAUUAUUUUUUGUAUUUAUCUUAAAUAGGACUGUAUUUUAAAAAGAAACAAAAUGACAUUAAAAAGGCAAAUUAUUUAUUUAAACCAACUUUGUAGUUUUUAAACAAAAGAAAUUUAUAAUUUUGUUAAAGUAGUUUAAGUAAUAAAUUUAUAAUGAUUGGCUUUAUAAAAAAACUCUGUUUUAAAUUUAAUAAAAUAAACAAAAUUUCAUAAAAUAAAUUAUAUUUUAACUAAAUUGAAUUGUUAUUUAACACUUUUUUUUAUUAUUAUUUAAGUUUGUAUUUUAUUGUUGAAAAUUUUUAUGAUAAAAAAGAAACAAAUAAAAAACAAAAAUCAUUUGAAAGAAAAUGAUUAUUUAAAACAAAUUAAAAGGAGUUUUGGGGAACUAAAAACAAUGGAAUCAAUAAAUACCAGAACUCCUCUUUAAAACAAAACUAUAUUUUAAAUAUUUCUUUAAAGCUGCUGUU
Messenger RNA from Lucilia sericata (common green bottle fly), 4219 nucleotides. RefSeq names its product protein quiver (gene qvr). The coding region runs from base 78 to 626 and encodes 182 amino acids. Lineage: Eukaryota; Metazoa; Arthropoda; Insecta; Diptera; Calliphoridae. The transcript has 4 exons. Gene Ontology annotation, biological process: sleep; positive regulation of voltage-gated potassium channel activity; regulation of synaptic transmission, cholinergic. The record is from RefSeq and is a predicted model, not a curated record.